Messenger RNA from Macadamia integrifolia, 1968 nucleotides. RefSeq names its product protein SUPPRESSOR OF K(+) TRANSPORT GROWTH DEFECT 1. Bases 440 to 1741 code for a protein of 433 amino acids. Gene Ontology annotation, molecular function: ATP hydrolysis activity; ATP binding. The transcript has 9 exons. The record is from RefSeq and is a predicted model, not a curated record. Lineage: Eukaryota; Viridiplantae; Streptophyta; Magnoliopsida; Proteales; Proteaceae. Gene Ontology annotation, biological process: endosomal transport; vacuole organization.
AACGAUACCACAUGGUCUCUCUUUCUCUAUUUUGUUUCUAUUUCUCUAUCGUUUUAAUAGUUAUCUUUCACGCAGCAAUUAAACUUCGAUUCCUUUCCUCUGCGUGUGUCUGCGUAUGAAUUCUCUUCCUAGAUAGGGUUCUGAUUGAUACGCGGCGGAAGAUUGAAAAGAGGAUUCCGAACGGAUACGUAAAAGGAAAAUGAAAGAACUUAACCUGCAGCUACUUCGCUUGAUCGAUCGCGAGUCUUAAGCACGAAAUCAAGGUUCUUCAAUCGCGCGAGUUCUAAACCUGCAACUUUGUGAAUUUUGCAUGAUAUUAUUAAGCAACUAUAUAAAUCUGAUCGUAGCUCGAAAAUAUUAGGGUUUUGGUUUGGACUGUGUACCUGUAGCGUUUAUCUUUUAAGAUUUUUCUUUCUAUGCAAUUCGUUGGAAUCGAAAGAUGUAUAGCAAUUUCAAGGAGCAGGCUAUAGAAUACGUAAAGCAGGCGGUUAAUGAAGAUAAUGCGGGGAAUUACAGCAAGGCUUUUCCGCUUUACAUGAACGCCUUGGAGUACUUCAAGACCCAUUUGAAGUACGAGAAGAAUCCUAAGAUUAAGGAAGCGAUCACUCAGAAAUUCACCGAGUAUCUCAGGCGGGCGGAGGAGAUUCGGGCUGUGCUCGACGAUGGAGGGACAGGUCCUGCCUCGAAUGGGGAUGCAGCUGUCGCUACACGGCCCAAGACCAAGCCCAAGGACGGAGAAGGGGGAGAUGGAGAGGAUCCUGAGCAAUCUAAGCUUAGGGCGGGCCUUAACUCAGCUAUAGUAAGGGAGAAGCCGAAUGUGAAGUGGAGCGAUGUGGCUGGACUUGAGAGCGCCAAACAGGCAUUGCAGGAGGCAGUUAUCUUGCCUGUGAAAUUCCCACAAUUUUUUACUGGCAAGAGACGACCAUGGAGGGCAUUUCUUUUAUAUGGUCCACCUGGUACUGGAAAGUCAUACUUGGCAAAGGCUGUUGCAACAGAAGCAGACUCAACAUUUUUCAGUAUUUCUUCAUCAGACUUGGUUUCGAAGUGGAUGGGAGAAAGCGAAAAGUUAGUUUCAAACCUGUUUCAAAUGGCACGUGAAAGUGCACCCUCAAUCAUCUUUGUUGAUGAAAUAGAUUCACUAUGUGGUCAGCGCGGUGAAGGCAAUGAGAGUGAAGCUUCUAGACGUAUCAAGACUGAACUUCUUGUUCAGAUGCAGGGUGUGGGGCACAAUGAUCAAAAAGUUCUUGUUCUUGCAGCAACAAAUACUCCCUAUGCUCUGGAUCAGGCCAUCCGUCGACGAUUUGACAAGCGGAUAUACAUUCCUCUUCCCGAUUUGAAGGCUAGGCAGCACAUGUUCAAGGUACAUUUAGGGGAUACCCCACACAACUUAACUGAAAGUGACUUCGAGCACUUAGCCCGUAGGACAGAGGGGUUCUCAGGUUCAGAUAUUUCAGUUUGUGUUAAGGAUGUCCUCUUUGAACCAGUACGUAAAACCCAGGAUGCUAUGUUCUUUAUAAAGGCAUCUGAUGAUAUGUGGGUUCCAUGUGGACCAAAGCAGCCAGGAGCUGUGCAGAUCACCAUGCAGGAGCUUGCAGGAAAGGGCCUUGCUUCAAAGAUUCUUCCACCACCAAUCACAAGAACAGACUUUGAUAAAGUGCUUGCAAGGCAGAAGCCGACUGUGAGCAAAACUGAUCUUGAGGUGCAUGAGAGAUUCACGAAGGAAUUUGGAGAGGAGGGUUGAUUGAUUUGAAGUGGAAGAGGACACUAAGCUGGUUGUGAGAACAGGAGCUGUAAUUUUUAUCUUUAUUACCAUUGUUAAACUCCCAUCUGUACAAGGAGAAAUGCUUGUGUUGGCAUUUCAUACUUCUAUAAAAAUUUGUUUGUUUAUACCAGGUUAACAGUGCACUGCUACCACUACUAUACCAUUACAACCCUGAAUAUUAAUGGCUGGUUUAAUAUUUGUUUAAA